AAGCCGGCCUACCAAAGCAAAGUUGCAUGUUGCUGUUUUGUAUGGUUUAUCACGGACCACUGAGGAUAAGAGUUAGUACUGCUACUAUGGGUUCUAAACUCAAUAGAUCUCUCCUGCACUAUGCAAUCCUCUUGAUCUUCCUGGAAGUUCAGUGGAGUCCUGUGUUUUCUGCUCCGAUUUGUCCAUCUAAUAACUCCUGUGAUCAUUUGAAGAGAACCAAUGACCUUGCCAAGUUAUUCGAAUUCGAAGCAACUAAGCUACUGAAUUUAUCUAUAAAAAAAUAUGGAAAAAGGAAUGAGACAAUACGACAUGAAGUUCCUGACACCCAGAUAUCUGGUGAAAGCACUUGUGAGAAGCUGCAGAACAUCUAUAUCAAGAAUGAGCUUUUUAAGUUACACGUUUUACAAGCCAAAGAAUAUCACCAACAACUUUUGAGGUACCCAGUUGAAAUUUUUAAUAAAACAGAGCACGUUGAAAAAACACUAGAAAAUUUAAACAUUAUGAUAAAGGCUAUGCUCGGACCAUUCGAUUUCACUCCCCCAACCCCACCCCGAGAGUUAACCGAUCACCACAAACAAAAAAUUUAUGUAUGGAGUGUUGCGGUCAGACUGACGGAAUGGUCCAAACAAGUGCUGACGGUAGUUAAUCAGACACUCUGUCACUAAAAACAGAUAAGACUGAGAAAAUAUCUCUGUUAUCUGGGAUCCACCACCUCUCUGCUAUUCCUGUCACGGUUAAGGUUUCCUUUUUAACCCUUGAUGAUGUUUUGACAGGGAAUUCAAAGUUGUGCAUUUCAGAAUGGUCUCUUUGGCCAUAUAUUAAUUAUUUACUGGUACCUUGUUUUUAUUUAUCUAUUUCUUUGAA
Pundamilia nyererei is the source of this 864-nucleotide messenger RNA. RefSeq lists its product as uncharacterized. NCBI's taxonomy places the organism in Eukaryota, Metazoa, Chordata, Actinopteri, Cichliformes, Cichlidae. The coding region runs from base 27 to 665 and encodes 212 amino acids. The transcript has 3 exons. The record is from RefSeq and is a predicted model, not a curated record.